CUGUGUUCGGAUAAAAGUUUAUUUUGCCAAGUCAAUUUGGAUGGUCCCGCCUACACCAGUUCAGAUACCUGCCCUCCCCAUCUUAUUAGGGUUUCUGAAUCGGGAGGAAAACUAUCCCUCUAUUGGUAACAGGUUUUACAUCUUCGAUUUCUGGCGACGCACACAAUCCCUCUAUUUGCAACAGAUAUUUACUUUUUUCCUGUACAUUUUUCUGUUCAAAAGGGUAAUCGUUGGUAAUCACACAAGGAAAGUUUGAAAGAGAUGCCGUAGCAAGGCGGACAAAUAGAGGGUAUUGUUCAAACUUGGACGUCGUCAAAUUGGACAAUCUUGACUCUUUGAGGUAAUGCUCCUUUUAACUCUGUCACUUCAAGAUUAUGCCAUUGCUUGUACAAAAUCAUUAAAAUAAAGAAGAUGAAGGAACAGGUUUGUUCAAUUUGACCCGCCGCUCCAAAGCUAUAUUUGUCUUCCCAGUCCUUUAAUUCGACAACUUAGAUAUGUCCACUUGAAGAAAUAAAGAUCAAGCCCAAAAAUUUAAAUCUGCCCAACUUUGUCAUUAGCACUGAUUGGAGAUUUCAACAAUUGGAACCCUAAUGUAGAUAUUAUGAGCCGGAAUGAGUUUGGCGUUUGGGAGAUCUUUUGGCCUAAUAAUGUUGAUGGUUCACCACCAAUUCCCCAUGGUUCUCAAGUGAAGAUUCGUAUGGAAACUCCAUCUGGGAUUAAGGGCUCCAUUCCUGCUUGAAUCAAGUUCUCUGUUCAAGCACUAGGUGAAAUCUCAUACAAUGGAAUAUACUAUGAUCUGCCAGAAGAGGUAUCAUGUGACAUACUUUUUUUGCACCAAGCAGCCAUUUUGGAACCUCUGAUGAUCUUAAGUCACCGAUAGAUAGGGCUCACGAGUUGGGUCUACUUGUUCUUAUGGAUGUUGUGCACAGGCAUGCAUCUAAUAAUAUGUUAGAUGGAUUGAACAUGUUUGAUGGAACUGAUGCUCGUUACUUCCACUCAGGGUCAAAGGGUCACCACUGGAUGUGGGAUUCUCACCAUUUUAAUUAUGGAAGCUUUGUACUAAGGUUUCUUCUUUCAAAUGCAAGAUGGUGGCUAGAAGAAUACAAGUUUGAUGGGUUCAGAUUUGAUGAUGAGACUUCAAUGAUGUACACCCAUCAUGGGUUACAAGUAAUAUCUGAGUAUCAUGUGACAAACUUCUUUGCACCAAGCAGCCGUUUUGGAACCUCUGAUGAUCUUAACUCACUAAUAGAUAGGGCUCAAGAGUUGGGUCUACUUGUUCUUAUGGAUAUUGUGCACAGAUUCAUAUGGAAACUCCAUCUAGGAUUAAGGGCUUCAUUCCUGCUUGGAUCAAGUUCUCUUUUCAAGCACCAGGUGAAAUCCCAUACAACGAAAUAUACUAUGAUCUGCCAGAAGAGAGAUGAUGUGCUUCCCCGCAUUAAAGGACUUGGAUAUAAUGCUGUUCAAAUCAUGGCAAUUCAAGAACACUCAUAUUUUGCUAAAUUUGGCCAUGCAUCUAAUAAUGUGUUAGAUGGAUUGAAGAUGUUUGAUGGAACCGAUGCUUGUUACUUCCACUCGGGGUCAAAGGGUCACCAUUGGAUGUGGGAUUCUCACCUUUUUAAUUAUGGAAGCGGGUACUAAGGUUUCUUCUUUCAAAUGCAAGAUGGUGGCUGGAAGGGUACAAGUUUGAUGGGUUUAGAUUUGAUGGUGUGACUUCUAUGAUGUACACCCAUCAAGGGUUGCAGGUAAUAUCCGAGUAAGUUUGCAGAUUUUCUAUUUUGCUUGGUGUUAUAUAAUAAGUUACCUGCAUGUUCAGAUGUUAAUUAUCAAAGUUUUGACUUUGUGUUAUAUAGAGAAGUAGAACUGAUGUAACUUUUGGUUCUUAUAAGUGGUGAAGCAUCAUUUCUCUAUGUUUGUUUUUUAACUAAAUUCUCUUGAUGACCAAAGGGUGUCAAUGUCAUUGCAUCUUUAUAAUAUAUUAUCCCGGCUUAACCUUUGUUUUCUUGAACUUGCUGUGGGUAGCAUUUACCGGAAACUACAAUGAGUACUGUAGAUAUGCAACUGAUGUAGAUGCUGCUGUCUAUCUGAUGCUAGUUAAUCAUAUGAUUCAUGGGCUAUAUCCUGAGGCUGCCACCAUUGGUGAAGAUGUAUGUUCUAUAACUCUUCUUUGAGUCACAUUAAGCAUCCUUCGACUUAUAGUCAUUUAUCUGUUCCAGAAUUAUGAUGUCCGCUCUAAGUCCCCUGUCUCUUCUAUAACAACAUUUAUUGCGCUGGGUUGCGUAAAUGGAAUGGGGUUUCAAUAGUUUUUUACAUGAUCCAUGAGGAUGCUAAGUGUAGAAAUUGUUUUGAAAAAGUUUGCACACAUGUACUUGUGUGUGUGUAAGCCUACCAAACAUAUGUGUAUUGUACAUGUUUUUCUAAUUCUCUACUGCUUCAUCACUUCUCUUCAUGCAUCAAUUGAAUCCAUAUGCCAUGAAUAAGUAGGUUACCCUGCUAGUAGUUAAGUGUUUUGAUAUUGUAGAAUGAACUAAAGAAUUGUUAAAAAUGCUUGUUGUAAAUUGAACUAAUUUUUAUUGUAGACCAAGAGUUAUGGAAACAUAGCAACUAAAGAUGCCAAAAAUGAAAAUUCCAAAAACACUUGAAGGGAA
Messenger RNA from Durio zibethinus, 2645 nucleotides. The record is from RefSeq and is a predicted model, not a curated record. Lineage: Eukaryota; Viridiplantae; Streptophyta; Magnoliopsida; Malvales; Malvaceae.